AGUGUACACUGCUUGCUGUACUGUUCCGGCAAAACACAGAGAGAAGCCUUCUAAGCUGGGACGAAAGAAACUAAAACGAAAUAGUUUCAAACAGAGAAAUACUUUUUCAUUGAUUUACUGAUCAUUUAGGGUUCAAAUGGCGAAUUUAGACGAUAAGCUGCUGGGUGAGAAGCUUCACUAUUACUGUUCCUCUAGUGAGGAUGAAGAUGAAGGAGGGAUACAACGCGUAGAUCCGUCCCAGGAUCCUCCCCCUCUACAGCAACCUGCUCUGGACGGGAAUACGGGGAAUACAGGACCUAAGGGAGUUAUCAAGGAUUGGCAAAGAUUUAAACAGCUAGAAACUGAGAAGAGAGAGGAUGCUCAUUUGGAAAAAAUUGCUCUAGGAAAGAAAUUACAAAUGUCCUGUAAAACAGCAAGGGAGGAGGAAGAAGAGAAGGAGAGAGAAAGAAGAAUUGAAGAUGAACUCCAAGAACUUAUGAAUGACGACUUCAUGCAGGAGUACAUGCAGAAGCGGAUGCAGGAGAUGAUGAACAUGAACAAUAAAAAUAAUAAAAAGUUUGGAGAAGUGAUAAAUCUAAGUUCCGGAGAAGAUUUUCUGAACGCAAUCGACUCCGAAGAGAAAACUUGCACAGUGGUAAUCCUACUCCACGAACCCGGCGUUGAAGGUUGUCAGACUAUGCUCGGAUGUAUUCAGUGUCUAGCAAAGGAGCAUAAAACCGUCAAAUUUUGUGAAAUAUUCGGAUCGGCAGCCGGACUUUCAAAACAUUUCAAGGUUUCAGGUGUACCUGCUCUCCUGGUCUACAGGGACGGUCAGCUUAUAUCUAGUUUUGUUCGUCUCACUGACCAACUAGGAGAAGAUUUCUUCGCAAACGAUGUUGAAUCCUUCCUCCAGGAGCACAGUAUUCUACCUUGUCUGGACGAGGUUCCAAAAAUUAUCCGAGGUCCGGGGGUAACACAGGACGAGGACGAGGAUUAGUCAACUCAUUUAUACACACGAUCUACUUCAGGAUUCAUUGAUUAGAAGUAAUUGUUUAUUUGUUUGAUAUUCGCCAUUGAGUAAUAUUGAUGUUUUUGUUUUGUUAAACUUUUAUCUUCAUAAUAAUGUAAACUUUGUUUAGAAAAGAAACUGAGUUUUUGCCA
Messenger RNA from Eurytemora carolleeae, 1140 nucleotides. Its product is annotated as phosducin-like protein. The record is from RefSeq and is a predicted model, not a curated record. Gene Ontology annotation, biological process: regulation of G protein-coupled receptor signaling pathway. NCBI's taxonomy places the organism in Eukaryota, Metazoa, Arthropoda, Copepoda, Calanoida, Temoridae. The transcript has 5 exons. The coding region runs from base 137 to 976 and encodes 279 amino acids.